CCGUUCCGAGCCGAACUUUUAUAUAACCCGAAUGGGGUUGAUUUUGAUAAACCCGAAAAACCAAAACCCGAAUGGAUAAAACCGAAACCCGAUUGGGACCCCGAAUACCCAUGCCUAGACGUAAGUCCCAAACACCUUUUGGUUAACGAUCAUUAUUGCUUUUUUUUGGAACGCUACUUCAUUUAAAUCAUCAGUCAAGCGGUUUAGACCUUAAGUAUCGGUUAUAAACAAAUGAUAUCAUCAUCUUUUUAUAUUUGGGUCUUAAGUAUAAUAAUAGUCAGACUGCAAAAUUUUGUGUUGUUUUACUGUGAUCUAUUACCAAAUUAUACUUCAAAUUAUAAGCUUAAUCCAAUUUUAAUUUUUUUUUUAAUAUUUUAAUUUUUCAUCUUAUGUUGUAAAAAAAGUAAAAAUUUGAUAUUUUAAAAAUUAGUAUAACUUCAAAAAGGAAAAUAUAUAAAUUUUAUUUUAUUGAUAAGUUAGAAAAAGAAAAUAUCCAAAUGUAUCGGUCCAACAUAUAGAUGAUUAUAUAAACAAUCAAGAAGUGUAUACAUAUAAAAAAAUUCGAUCAUAUAUAGAUUUGAAAUUUGUCAAUACAAUAUGUUUAAUAUUUUAAUAAUAUAAUUCAAUCUCUGCAAAGUGCAUAUCUUAUCCCAGUCAUGUAACUAUUUUGUGUACUGUUCAAAGUCAAUGUUAAUAUUGAAGUCAAUGAUUUACUUUCUUAUACUGGCAAUCAGCAUUCAUGUAUUUACGAUCCAUGAUUUUGACUAGAGGAUAUUGGCAAUGACGAUAAUCAAAAAUUUGAUAAGAACCUCGAUAGUUCAUGGUAGACCUCAGCAUAUAAACCGAGAACCGAAAAGUAAACUGAACCGAUAUGCACAAAUAUCUAAGCGGUUUAUAUAUUUCUUAAACUGAAAAACUGAAACCAAACAAAAAAACGAAUCGGUAUUCGUCUAAAAUUCCGUUUAUAUAAUAAAAAAAACAAUUUUUAGUUCUAAAAUUACCAAAGAGUCUAAAAUGCUUCUUAUAAACUGAAUUAUUUUAAUAUUUUGUCCAAAAUAUUUAAUAUUAUAUGAACUAUAAAAAAAAUUGAAUUAUCCAAAUAUUUUUUUUAUCUGGACUAUCUAAAUUUAUCCAAAUUACCUGAUAUUUGAUUUGAAAAAACUAAAAAAUAAAAAAUCUGAUUUUCAUGUGAAUCAUCCGAAAUUAUCCAAAAACUAGAACGUAACCAGAACUGAAGUGGAACUGAAAUUUUAUCUGAUGUUACCCAGUUUCUAACAUUGUUACCCAAAACAAACCAAAAUAAAUGAGCUGAAACAGAAUCGAGUUUCAAAAAUAAUCGAACUGUUCCUAUAUCUAUAAAACAAAAAACCAAAGAAAAACGAACGUCCAAUGCCUAGUUAAUGUUAACAAAAAAACUUUACAUAAACCGAACAUUCAUGAUCCAUUGCUUGACUAAAUUGUAACUUCCUUAUGUGUAUUCAAAUGUAUAGUAAGUACUAGAUAUUCUAACAAAUGUUCAAUGCGUCAAUUUGAUUUGCUUCCCAAAAUUUACUGACAAAAUCAGUUGAACUGGACUUGAAGUUUGUUUGAACUCUUCGUAUAUAAAUACUUGCCUUCUUUUGAGAGUUGAAUAUACAGAUAAAAUUGAUACCAAAAAAAUAAUUUUCUCUUUGAUUCUUACAAUGCUAUUAACACUAGCAUUGGUUUCUGUUUUCUUGUUUUUUGUUGGUCAUGCUCAUCCUCAAGAAAUUUCAGGAAAUGCAAAUGUUUCUGCACUCUUCGCUUUUGGGGAUUCCAUACUCGAUACCGGCAAUAAUAAUAAUCUCACCACUCUUUCCAAGUGCAAUUACUUCCCGUAUGGUAGAAAUUUUGUAGGCGGAAAAGCUACAGGAAGAUUUGGAAAUGGAAGAGUUUUCUCCGAUCUAAUUGCCGAAGGUUUGAGUUUAAAACCACUCUUACCAGCUUAUCAUGAUCCCAACCUUUCGAACAUUGAUCUCCCGACCGGUGUUUGCUUCGCAUCCGGUGGAUCCGGACUCGAUGAACGCACUGCCAAGCCUCAAGGAGUUAUAUGGGUGCCAGAUCAGGUGAAAGAUUUCAAAGAGUAUGUCACUAAACUACACGGCGUUUUAGGAAACCAAGAAAAAACAAACGCAAUUAUAUCAAACGCCGUUUAUUUAACCUCAGCUGGAAACAAUGAUCUUGUCUUCACCUUUUGGACUGGGAGGUCACAAUCCACUAUUUCAGCUUACACUGAUCUCAUGGUCACUUGGACUGAAAAUCUCUUAAAGAGUCUAUAUGAUAUGGGUGCAAGAAAGUUUGCGGUUCUUGGAACGGUGCCCCUAGGUUGCUUGCCAGGAAUAAGAAAAAUUGAUGGAGAUAUAUCGAAAUUGUGUUCAGUCACUGAAAAUCAGUGGGCUGAUACAUUCAACAAAAAGUUAUCUGUUAUGCUUAACACUCUCGAAACAAAACUUCCUGGUGCCAAGUUUUCCUACGUAGACAUGUAUAAUUCUCUUCUUGGUCUCGUCAACAAUCCUCAGGCUUCCGGGUUUACUGAAGUGGCUGAUGCAUGUUAUAUGCCGACGACAUCGCCUAUUCCGUGCCCGGAUGCAUCUCGUUACGUAUUUUGGGAUCUUGCCCACCCUAGCGAGAAGGCAUAUCAAACGAUUGCACCAAAGAUAAUAGAAGAACUCAAGAAUAAACUAGCAUGAUGUAUUUAUACAUAUAGCUUUUACUUUUUUUAUAUUUACAUAAAAAUAAAUU
This is a messenger RNA of Brassica rapa (field mustard), 2760 nucleotides long. Its product is annotated as GDSL esterase/lipase At1g23500. The record is from RefSeq and is a predicted model, not a curated record. Gene Ontology annotation, molecular function: lipase activity. NCBI's taxonomy places the organism in Eukaryota, Viridiplantae, Streptophyta, Magnoliopsida, Brassicales, Brassicaceae. Gene Ontology annotation, biological process: lipid metabolic process. Gene Ontology annotation, cellular component: extracellular region.